GGAGAGGAAGAGAGCCAGCGAGGCAGGGAUCGAAAGAGUGGCUGGCAGCCGGGAGCUCUGCGAGCAGAGAGAGUGUAGGAAAGCGAGCGAAUUAGAAGGAGUAGGGGAGACCGAGACUGACCGGUAGCCAGCCAGGCAGGUGGACGGACGCACUCCCGGACCGACAGACUGAGCAGGCGCCGGAGAACCUCGCUCUGGUUCCUCCCGCCUUUCCCUUUGAAAGCCAGGAUUUUGCCUUUUCCGUGGCGCCCGAGAGAGAAUGCUGGACUCUGCCGACUUCAGCGCAAGUUAAGAUUUCUCAGCUAGGGAAGAAAGAUCAGCUCAGUUCUGAGAAGGGGGGAAGCAAGCACCCCUGUCCCCAUUCCCCCUUCCCCCCCUCCCAUAUCAAACUCGGGCACCAAACCCAGCCCUUCCCCAACCACCCGACUUCCUCCUCUCCUUUCUAGCAUGGUGGCUGUAUGGACAGUCUGACAGAACAGAGACUGACAUCUCCCAAUCUGCCGGCCCCCCAUCUGGAACACUACAGUGUUCUGCAUUGCACCAUGACCCUGGAUGUGCAAACUGUAGUCGUUUUUGCCGUGAUUGUAGUCCUCCUGCUUGUAAAUGUCAUACUCAUGUUUUUCCUGGGAACGCGCUGAAUGGAGUCCAGCCACCUGAGCUGUUUCAAACUCUCGUUUUGAUUUCAUCCCGAGAACCUCCAAGAAAAAAAAAAAAAAAAGAAA
Kogia breviceps (pygmy sperm whale) is the source of this 722-nucleotide messenger RNA. The record is from RefSeq and is a predicted model, not a curated record. Lineage: Eukaryota; Metazoa; Chordata; Mammalia; Artiodactyla; Physeteridae.